Styela clava is the source of this 3080-nucleotide messenger RNA. Its product is annotated as fidgetin-like protein 1. Gene Ontology annotation, molecular function: microtubule severing ATPase activity; ATP hydrolysis activity; ATP binding. The record is from RefSeq and is a predicted model, not a curated record. Lineage: Eukaryota; Metazoa; Chordata; Ascidiacea; Stolidobranchia; Styelidae.
AGUUAUUUUUGAGGUGGAGCACAAAACUUGACCAAUUCUAAAAAGGGGGCGUGGUUUAAAAAGGUUGAGAACCACUGUAUUAAAUUGACAAUGGCAAAAGCUGAUAAUCCAAACUACUCCGCCUGGAGAUCACGGGAAAUCAAAUUAAAUGAAGAAAAUAUCACACCGUGGGAGGCAGCUGAAUUACGAAGGGACGAUAUAAACCAACUGUGUUUUGAACUUGAUUCUGAGGAAUUAGAAUUAGAUUUAUUCUCAGAUUUGUUUCGGAAGGAAUUAAAUGAAUAUUCAACUAUUGUAGAUGGUGAAGACAGCACUAAAUCAUUUCAAGAGGCAGUGAAAACUUUAGUCCCAGAUUACAAGAAAAACUUUGAAAAAUUCCAAUCAGGACUUACGACUUCAAAACUACUUGAAUUAAAAAAUGUCAAAACUGCCUUUGAGCAGUGUAAGCUCCUAUCAGAGCCUGAAAACAAUGAAAUUAGGAAAAAUGAACAUGUUAUAGUCCCAGUUGGGCCGAAAUCGGGUAAAAAUGGUCCAAAUUUGACCUCGAAUUUAAAAGAAAGGCUAAAAUCUUUUAAUAUUUAUCAAAAAGUCCCGAAAGAUGGAAAAAUUACAGAAAAUGAAAAUAAACGAGGGUUUUUUGAAGAAACUUUGAGAAAAAGUAAAAGGAAAUGUGUUGUUCCGGACGACAAUAUUGAAGUUGGAGACAACGAAGGUUUAUUCUCUGGAGUCGAACCUGAGCGUAAAUUUCAUUUCAAAUCAGCGAAAGAGCAGUAUGAGAUUGAUAAAAAGAAAGGAAAACAUACAUCUCCACAAGGUACCUCAAACAACAACAUUCCUGCAGGAAAGAAAUCACUUGGGGCUCGUCCUCGUAAUAGUUGUUUCGGGAAAUUUGUUCCGCCGAGCUCAAAAGAUCAGAGAGAACAGAAUGAAAGAGAUUGUUCUCUUCUUCGGAAAUGUGGACAAAAAACUGGCAACAAUGAGAUGGACGUAGAUGAGAUUGAUCCAAGAUUGAAAGGUCUGGAUCCCAAGAUAAUAGAACUUGUAUCAAAUGAGAUUAUGGAUCAUGGACCCCCAGUACAGUGGGAUGAUAUUGCAGGCCUUGAGUUUGCGAAGACAACGAUCAAAGAAAUUGUCAUUUGGCCGAUGCUGAGACCAGAUAUAUUUACCGGACUUCGUGGCCCUCCAAAGGGCAUUCUGCUAUUUGGACCACCUGGUACUGGUAAAACAUUGAUUGGGAAAUGUAUAGCAAGUCAAUCUGGUGCCACAUUCUUCAGUAUCAGUGCUUCUUCACUCACUUCAAAAUGGGUCGGAGAAGGAGAGAAAAUGGUCCGAGCGUUAUUUGCAGUAGCAAGUUGUCAUCAACCGGCAGUUAUAUUCAUCGAUGAAAUAGAUUCGUUGCUUUCCCAGAGAUCUGACAGUGAACAUGAGUCAUCUAGAAGGAUAAAGACUGAAUUCUUGGUCCAACUAGACGGAGCAGCGACUUCCAAAGAUGACAGAAUUCUUGUCGUUGGAGCAACGAAUCGUCCGCAAGAAAUAGACGAGGCUGCAAGACGUAGAUUGUCCAAGAGACUUUAUAUUCCUCUACCUGAAGCUGAUGCCAGAAAGCAGAUAGUAGAGUCCCUACUACAGCAACAAAGCUUCAAUAUUGCUUCUGAAGAAAUUACUUCAAUCAUUUCUGGGAGUGACGGCUACUCAGGUGCUGAUAUGGCAAACUUAUGCAGAGAGGCCGCUCUGGGACCGAUUAGAAGCUUACAGGGCAUGGAUAUUAGUGCAAUUAAUAAGGAUGACGUUCGACCAAUCAUAGUAGACGAUUUCAAGAAGGCAUUGUUACGUGUUCGUCCAAGCGUAUCUUCGAAAGAUCUAGUUCUAUUUGAAGAAUGGAAUAAGCAAUAUGGGUGUUGCGCAUUCUGAGUUCUCUUCGCAUUAGUUUGAAAAAGUUCUUGUAAAUCAGAAAAAUUGCAAACUGUGAGCCAAUCGUGUACCAUCGAGCAUUUUCUAGUGGACCUCCUAUAAAUUCCAAUUUUGACAGUAAUACGCAAAAAGGGUAUUCCCAUAGUAUAUGUACUAGGUUAGAGUUAGGGCAUAAUUUCAUUCCGAUUUACCUUAUUUUAGUUCUAUUAAGAGUUCAGGGACUAUCUGUGUUAGCCAAGUGAAUAUACCUCUUGCCCAUAGGUUUCAGUCCCUUUACACAACUUGAUGUAAAGUAGGCGAACAAAAUUAGCUUCCUCCAUAUUGAUACACGCACUUCUGGCGCGCUCAAAUUUUUUGUUAAAUGGUUUUCAUUCAUAAAUCAAACAAUCAUAAAUUACGUUCAUUUUAACCAAUCGAAUUAGUCAUAUAGAUUAGAAAGCAAAUAACGUUAUCAAACUCAACCUGUACAAAUUCAGGUCUCAGAUGUGACUCUCCUCUACUUUUGGCAAAUUUACUUGGAAAAUACAAGUAUGUCUUCUUCGGGACCUGUUUUUCUCAUCUGUUUAAUUUUCUUGUCGAUCUUUAAUAAUGUUCUUGAAAGGACCCCUAUUUUCUAGGCCCACCAGGUGUCGGGACCCCCAAUGCUAACUUAUUGUAUAUGGUUGCUUGUCUAAUGCUUUAUUUAAGGUGGAACAUUUCAUAAGAGAAUCAUAAGUUGUUCAUUGUUUUUCUCAGUUCAGUUUUUUAAAUAUUUUUCUAAUAAAAAAUUUAUUUUUGUUAUAAAAAAACAUUUUCUUUGCAGUUCAGUGAGUUGGGAAUAUUAAACUCUGCAGUUAAAUGUCAUCAGAAUAGGACAGGACUAGGGGCAGUUAGUUCUUUUGUGUGAACAGUUUGUUCAAAGCAGAAGUGUGCGGCCGCAGGCCAAAACCAGGCCCAUCUUUUAGUGUGGCCAAUACUUGAUACAACAGUUCGUUUGAAAAGGCACUCACAAGGCAAAAAUACAUGUUUUUUGCUCUUGUCACGGCAAUAAAUCUUCUGCUGCUUUACCUGGUGCAUUUAUCUUUGGGAGACUAAGUGGUGGCCGAGUUCUCUUCUCUUGCCUACCCCGCUGAAUUUUUUGUGUGGUCCAGCUAGAUACCUGAAGUUGGUUAUAAGACUCACCGAUAAAA